AUGGCUUCCCCUCACGUAUCAAUCUUCGAGCCUCUCAUACUCCCGGCAGCAGACUCAGAGGAAUGGGGCCCUCAUCAAAUUGGUGGUUCAACCUCCGUCAGUGGAAUCCCUGGUGAUCUCAUCUCUCUGGUCGAUGGUUACCGCAAUGUUCGAGUAUGUGACUUUUCCCAACAAGGAAAGCGCAUCCGAGACAUGCAGGCCGCCCAGGGCCACAAUCGAGGUCGGGUCAGUGCCACUCCCAGCGAGGAUGAGAAGGACAAGGGCUUCCAGCUGGUCGAUACCUCCUCAGCCCCACGGAAGCAUCAUGUGAAUAAGUACAGCCAGCCCCGGUGGCAAGACCACCGCAAUAACCGCUACCAACAGCAGCAUCAGCGCGAUGGACGGUAUCAGAAGGGCGGCGGCGGGAAGUCCUGGGGUCCUGCUGCUGGUGGUCGUCGUCAUCAGCAGCAGAGUGCCUACCAACAAGGUUGGGGACGAGGCCAAGGCGUCGCCAGGGGCAUUAAAGAGUGGAGCGUUGCGCCCAAUCCCGACUGGCAGCUCGUCCGAGAAUUGCCAUUCACCCUUCUGGCUAAGGCGCAUGUUGAUCCUAAGAAGGUUGCCUAUGAGGACCUUGUGUGGUGUGGCACUGGGCUGAAGGCUUAUGAAAAGACCUACGACAGGGUGUCUCCCAAGCUUACCAAGUCAUUGAAGCAGUACCCCGAUAUUGCUUUCUAUAACGUCAGUACGGGUCAAGAUCCGGUCAUUGAGCAGUUGUUGACCAACCAGCCUGUGGCGAAGGGACAGGACGUCACGGUUGCUUGCACUGAUAACGUUCUCUCCGUGAUGAUGGCCGCUAACAGAUCUGUGUACUCCUGGGAUUUAGUCAUUACUCGACUGGAUAAUACCAUCCUUAUCGACACUCGGGAGGGGUCCAAUCUUGACAUGCUCACUGUCAAUGAGACUAGUAGCGAACCUCCGGCGACUCAUCCUGACGAGAGCGCUGAGGGGACGAAAACAGAGGCGUUUAACACUGUGUACAAGGUUGGGGAGGAGGCCACAUGCAUCAACCAGAACCUAACUGUGCAGCUUCUCUCAUCGUCCCUGCCCGAGAAGAGCAACGAGUAUCCGAACCCCUUCGACCAGAGAGAAGACGAUGAGGAUGAGGAGGAGGAAGAAGAGGAGAAGGAGGAGCUUCUACCGCCCAGCAACGUAGCGUACAGGUACCGUAAGGUUGACCUUCCUCGUGUGCCCGAGGAGAGUAAGAGUUGUAACAUAUCGAUGAUCGUACGGACUGAGGUGGACGCCUAUGUACCCCAAGGUGAAGGGCAGCAGCAGGAGCAGCAGCCUGUCUAUGCCAAGAUACGUGCGCUCAACGAGAUUCCCUCGACUCAGCAGCAGAAGCAACCUUGGAGGUCGUCGUUGGAAUCCCAGAAGGGAGCGGUCCUUGCGACUGAGGUGCACAACAACGCCUUCAAGUUGGGUCGUUGGGUUGCCAGUGCCCUUCUGGCGGGUACUAAUGUUUUCAAGCUGGGAUAUGUCACCCGUGCUCGCAUGAAUGACCCUUUUCACCAUUCUCUGCUGAGCGUCCAGACCUACAAAACUGAGGAGUUUGCUAAGCAAAUAGGGAUGAACACCUCUAAUGCAUUCGGCAUUGUUCAAGCUAUUGUGGACUUGGUGAUGCAGUAUAAGGCCCCUGGAGCGGAGGAAGAGGAGGAGGAUGAGGACGGAGCAUCGUCGUUUGCUGGGAAAUUCCUGCUUCUUAAGGAGCCGUCCAAGAGCAUGAUCCGACUUUAUGCGGUACCAUGGGAGGAGUUUGAGGAGUCGGAUGAGGAGGAAGAGGAGGAAUUGUCAGAUGAAGAGGAUGAGGAGGAAGAGUUGUAA
Messenger RNA from Perkinsus marinus ATCC 50983, 1860 nucleotides. RefSeq names its product eukaryotic translation initiation factor 3 subunit, putative. The transcript has 13 exons. Gene Ontology annotation, cellular component: eukaryotic translation initiation factor 3 complex; cytoplasm. The coding region runs from base 1 to 1860 and encodes 619 amino acids. NCBI's taxonomy places the organism in Eukaryota, Perkinsozoa, Perkinsida, Perkinsidae. Gene Ontology annotation, biological process: translational initiation. Gene Ontology annotation, molecular function: translation initiation factor activity. The record is from RefSeq and is a predicted model, not a curated record.